CAGCGCAGGUCUCUGCGUCGGCGUUUCCUGCAGAGUCUGCGGUUGCCGUUGGAUCGCAGGCGAGAGCGUCACCCGCGAGUCAUGGCGACCAAGGCUGUGUGCGUGCUGAAGGGCGACGGCCCGGUGCAGGGCACCAUCCACUUCGAGGAGAAGGGGAACGGGCUGGUCUUGGUUUCGGGAUCCAUCAGAGGAUUGACUGAAGGUGAUCACGGGUUCCACGUCCAUCAGUUUGGAGAUAAUACUCAAGGCUGUAUCAGUGCAGGUCCUCACUUUAAUCCUCUGUCCAAAACACAUGGUGGGCCAAAGGACCAGGAGAGGCAUGUUGGAGACCUGGGCAACGUGACCGCUGGCAAAGAUGGUGUGGCCCACGUAUCCAUUGAAGAUUCCGUGAUCGCACUCUCGGGGGCCCAUUCCAUCAUUGGCCGCACAAUGGUGGUCCAUGAAAAAGCAGAUGACUUGGGCAAAGGUGGAAAUGAUGAAAGUAAAAAGACGGGAAAUGCUGGAAGUCGUUUGGCUUGUGGUGUAAUUGGGAUCGCCCAAUAAACAUUCCCUAGGACGAGGUCUGAGUCCUAGUAACUCCUCUGUUACCUUGCUAGUUGUAGAAGUUUAACCUGAUAAACAUUAAACACUGUAACCUUAAAAGUGUAA
Molecule: messenger RNA, 648 nt
Organism: Rhinolophus ferrumequinum (greater horseshoe bat)
Lineage: Eukaryota; Metazoa; Chordata; Mammalia; Chiroptera; Rhinolophidae
Gene: SOD1
Product: superoxide dismutase 1
Exons: 5
Coding region: 82-543 (153 amino acids)
Biological process (GO): removal of superoxide radicals
Cellular component (GO): peroxisome; nucleus; cytosol
Molecular function (GO): copper ion binding; superoxide dismutase activity
Source: RefSeq, a predicted model, not a curated record